UAAUUUUUAAGAAUAUCUACAUGUAAAUUAACUUAGACAUACAACGAUAAUAAAUAAUCCAGGUGGCUCUAUUGCCUUUUUUUUUCCAACGGAUUGGUUAAGUUCUCAGACGUCAUUGAAAAUGCAGAUUUUCGUUAAAACUCUAACUGGGAAGACUAUUACUUUGGAGGUAGAGCCAAGCGACACAAUCGAGAAUGUAAAAGCAAAGAUUCAAGACAAAGAAGGCAUUCCGCCCGACCAACAGAGGUUGAUUUUCGCCGGAAAGCAACUCGAAGACGGUCGCACUUUGUCUGAUUAUAACAUUCAGAAAGAAUCUACCCUUCAUUUGGUUCUUCGUUUGAGAGGAGGAAUGCAGAUUUUCGUGAAGACAUUAACUGGAAAAACCAUUACUUUGGAGGUAGAACCAAGCGAUACUAUCGAAAACGUAAAGGCCAAAAUCCAGGAUAAGGAAGGAAUCCCGCCUGACCAGCAGCGCUUGAUUUUUGCCGGUAAACAGUUAGAGGACGGUCGCACUUUGUCAGAUUACAACAUCCAGAAGGAAUCUACGCUCCAUUUGGUGCUUAGAUUGCGUGGUGGGAUGCAAAUAUUUGUGAAAACUCUUACUGGAAAAACCAUUACGUUGGAAGUUGAACCCAGUGAUACCAUAGAAAACGUCAAGGCAAAGAUUCAAGACAAAGAAGGUAUACCGCCCGAUCAACAGAGAUUAAUUUUUGCCGGAAAGCAAUUAGAAGAUGGUCGCACCUUAUCCGAUUAUAAUAUUCAAAAAGAAUCUACGCUUCACUUGGUACUUCGUUUGCGAGGUGGUAUGCAAAUAUUUGUUAAAACCCUGACUGGUAAAACUAUAACUUUAGAGGUGGAACCUAGCGAUACCAUAGAAAAUGUAAAAGCUAAAAUCCAAGAUAAAGAAGGUAUUCCACCUGAUCAGCAGAGGCUUAUUUUUGCAGGAAAGCAAUUGGAGGACGGUCGCACCCUUUCUGAUUAUAAUAUCCAAAAGGAAUCCACUUUGCAUCUGGUACUUCGUCUUCGUGGUGGAAAUUAAACUGAGCAAAAAGUUUUAUAUUGAAAAGAAAAAUUAGUUUCACUGUUUCACUUAAAUGCUGCUUGAGUGCACUCUCUUAUUUUACAAAAUUAUAUAUUUUUACAUUUUUUUCUUUAUUCACUCUUUCAUAUAAUAAAUUAGUAUAUACAGUUUGCUUAAUGUCAUUUGCUGUAUUUUCAAAGUUUGAAAAUUUGAAAUUUAACUUUCAAAAUAAGAAUAAAGUUCAUUAAUAUUCAGUUUAACUGUAAACUGUUUCCAUUUAUUAUCACUGAGAUUAAUGUCUUGUGAAAUCUAAAUUUGAUAUCUGCAUGUGAUUUUUCAUUAAACUGCUCUAGUGAAUUUUUUUUACCAGGGACCAAUAAAAUUUUUUCAUACAUGGUUCAUUAAUCUAAAUUUGUCAAAAUAAACUUUGUUUUAAACAUAGGAAAUUAAGUGGUGCUUAUAAUUAAUGUUCCAAAUUUUUAAAAAUACAGUACUAUCACAAACAUUAAAGUUGCUUUAUUUUCAAUGUUGAAGUUGCUGACUUUAAGCAUUUUUAGUAUGACUUACAGGAUCAAAAAAACAAACCUUAAAUAGAAUAUUUUAAGAUAAAUAUCUUCAAAAUAGUUUUUUCUGGUUCUUAUAAAUGUCACUUGGCAAAAUUCAUUUUGAAAGUUGUGAAUGCUAUUGUAUGAAAAGUAAAGUUGCUCAAGACAAUUUGUGUAGAAGCCCUUAUAAAACUUCAGAUGUAUUGGUGUG
This is a messenger RNA of Centruroides sculpturatus (bark scorpion), 1777 nucleotides long. Its product is annotated as polyubiquitin-B. Gene Ontology annotation, biological process: protein ubiquitination; modification-dependent protein catabolic process. Gene Ontology annotation, cellular component: nucleus; cytoplasm. The coding region runs from base 122 to 1039 and encodes 305 amino acids. Gene Ontology annotation, molecular function: ubiquitin protein ligase binding; protein tag activity. The transcript is spliced from 2 exons. NCBI's taxonomy places the organism in Eukaryota, Metazoa, Arthropoda, Arachnida, Scorpiones, Buthidae. The record is from RefSeq and is a predicted model, not a curated record.